Molecule: messenger RNA, 1524 nt
Organism: Anisakis simplex (herring worm)
Lineage: Eukaryota; Metazoa; Nematoda; Chromadorea; Rhabditida; Anisakidae
Source: the annotation of a GenBank genome assembly
AUGGCCGUUCGAAGCGACUACGAGCAGUGUAUCGGGGGUGUUGGUGCAGCGUUAUUGUGUGAUCUUGAGAGGAAUGUCACCGAGGCCAAUCGUCUGAUGCGAUUUUCUCAGAGUAUCGCCGACUGCGAAAACGAUAACGACGUUCACAUUAACCAAUUCAAAGAAAUUCGACAACUCGAAAACGACGAGCUUUUAAGGUGUACAAGAAAAGCGAGUGAUCACUCUGGGCAAUCAGUAAGCGAAAUCAGGGUGAGUCUGUUGAAGCGAGAAUAUUUACAGAAGCUUGCUUGUGCUAGUACACCAAUUCCUCAGUCGUUACGGGACAAGGCUAAAGAGGUGUUGAAGGAGCCGAGUGAAUGCCGUGAUCUUUACAUGCUGCAAGUACAACGAUGCAACUUCAUUCGUAAUUGCUGUGAUGAAUAUAUGAGAUGUGCGUCAAAUGCGACAAUAAAUUCGGUGAUUUAUCAAGAAUUGUAUGCGAAAGGUCGUUCGUUAAGUGCCGAAACACGAAGGUGUUUGGAAACGCAAAACAAAAAAUACGAUGGUGGAUCAGAUAUCAGUGAGCAGCCAUAUUUUGAUGAUAUGACAAGUGAGACGAAAUCGCAGCUGUCAGUUGAGGAACAACGCAGAAAACUGGAAGCGGUUUUGAAAUUUUUAAACUCACGAACACAAGCGCAAACAUCCGAAAGCAUCACUACGGUAACCACAACGCCGACAGCUGCAUUAACCACCACAUCCGUUACAACUACAGCGGCACCAACAACGAUCAAGCAUGUGACCUGGAUCUAUCCCACUUUCCCUACAUUACUGCCACCACUGCCCAAUUAUUUCGCGAUCUUGUUUCCACCGCUGCAAACACCUUCAACGCCGGCAACAACUCCGCAAUCCACUACGAAAUCCUCAAGCACUCCGGAAGUUGAAUUCCAUGAUGACCAUACAGCGGACAUUUCUCCAGUGUUGAGUAGUGUCCAUCCGAAUCAGAGCGAUUGGGCGUCGUUUUGCAACGAAUCAUUGAGUUGUGAGCAAGAAUUGCUGAAACUUGAAACGGAAUGCUUUCUGAAACGAUCAGUUAACUUCGAUCAAGAAGAAAUGUUAGAUGCGUUGAUCACUAUAAAAAUUAUCGAAAAUACAUUGGAUACGGAAUCAACACAACGUGCGAGAAGAACAUGUCAGAAUACAAUCAGAUCUGAAGAACUGAAUCAGUUGAAGAAAUCAUUUAAUGAACUAGAAACGAAACGUGUGGAGUGCAUUCAACGGCGUAUUUUGCUGCAGUCAGAUUCAAUUCCACCCAAUGAUAUCAAUGAGACAGGAAUCAAGAUGGAUCAUUGCGAGAGUAAUAUUCUCACUGAAUCGUUAAGUGAAGACCUCGAUUCGAAUUCAACUUAUUCUCAACGACAACAACGGAAUUCACAAGAUUCAUGGGCUGAAAUGUUAUUCGAUAUGAGGAAGUGUGAUCGAGAGAUCAGAACGCUCAAAAGUCGAUGUGAACGCUUAAGACGGUGUUGUCCUCCUGUCCAAACGUGA